This is a messenger RNA of Eremothecium cymbalariae DBVPG#7215, 297 nucleotides long. RefSeq names its product mitochondrial 54S ribosomal protein mL53 (gene MRPL44). The transcript is spliced from 2 exons. The record is from RefSeq and is a predicted model, not a curated record. Gene Ontology annotation, molecular function: structural constituent of ribosome. Gene Ontology annotation, cellular component: mitochondrial large ribosomal subunit. The coding region runs from base 1 to 297 and encodes 98 amino acids. Lineage: Eukaryota; Fungi; Ascomycota; Saccharomycetes; Saccharomycetales; Saccharomycetaceae.
AUGAUUACAAAGUACUUUACCAGUGUUGUGGUGAGGUUUAGCCCGUUUAGUAAGGAAGCUAAGAAUGCAAGACUCUUUUUAUCUGCAAUUCCUCCAAUUCAAAGAGCAAGUUCUACUAAGUUAUCAACUGAGUUGAUGACUGAUUCUUCAACAAAACCAUCACUGAUUAAAGUGACUUUCAAGGAUAAAACCAUAAUGGAAGUGGAUCCAGGUUCCAUGAGUUUCAAGGAAAUUUCCAGUUUCUUCGAUCGUCAUUCGAGGAAACUACAGUUAAAGGACAGUAUUGAAUCUAGGUAG